This is a messenger RNA of Ylistrum balloti, 2190 nucleotides long. RefSeq lists its product as uncharacterized. The record is from RefSeq and is a predicted model, not a curated record. The coding region runs from base 17 to 1813 and encodes 598 amino acids. Lineage: Eukaryota; Metazoa; Mollusca; Bivalvia; Pectinida; Pectinidae. Gene Ontology annotation, molecular function: serine-type endopeptidase activity. The transcript is spliced from 11 exons.
UGAUGUGAGGACAAGGAUGGGGUUCGUGUACAUCCGGUUGCUGGUUUUUCUGGUGUUGCUGUUGGUGGUUCGUGGACAGGAGGACGAGGCAGAGAAUGGCGAAGAUCCCAGAAACAGAGCUGCACACACCACGGGAGGAUAUUCUGGAACAACAAGUAGAGACAGACUCGGCGUAAUUAUGAGUCCUGGUUACCCUGGCAACUAUCCCGAUAACUACCGCUUCCGGUAUGAUAUUUAUCUCGGCAGAGAAAAGAGUGACUUAGAAAUCAACUUUAAAAUCUUUGAUUUGGAGUACUGCAGCAAUUGUGACUGUGACUACAUAGAGAUAGAAAACUACAAGCUAGCGAAACCAUUGAAGUAUUGUGGAGCUGCCCUUCCUAAUGGAAACGGACAGGUAUAUUUGGACAACUUAGACGACUACGUGUGGAUAACGUUUCAGUCUAAUUCUAACCAACGUCGUCCGGGUUUUUACGCAACGUACGAGGUUACUCAGAGGUCAGGCAACGACUCGUUCCUGGCCGGAGGGUCAGUCUGUCCUCCAAUCGCCUGUCCGUAUUGUGAAGUCGGACAAACACCAGAAUAUGACUACACGAGUGUGUGUCCUUACUGUUACUGCAGAAGAUACCAGGAAAACACAUCGCCAAUGACAUCCUUGUGUCCACCUGUCUUCUGUCCGGCUUGUCCGUAUGGUUUCAAGCAGCACAUGGAUUAUAGCAGUUACAAGUGUACACAUUGCUAUUGUGUACACGAUCAUCAGUCAACGUCGAACCAGGAGACAACCACUAGCUACUAUCCAUGGUACCACCAUACGACCACUCGCCGUCCUUGGCAAACCACCAGUCAUCGUCCUUGGCGAACCACCAGUUAUCGUCCUUGGCACCCAGAAAGUACCAGUUAUCGUCCUUGGCAAACCACCAGUUAUCGUCCUUGGCACCCAGAAAGUACCAGUUAUCGUCCUUGGCAAACCACCAGUUAUCGUCCUUGGCGCCAAGAAAGUACCAGUUAUCGUCCUUGGCAUACCACCAGUUAUCGUCCUUGGCACCCAGAAAGUACCAGUUAUCGUCCUUGGCAUACCACCAGUCAUCAUCCUUGGCGUCCAGCAAGUACAACAGGGUACUAUCCCUGGCGACCACACUAUUCGUGGGAAACGACCACCGCUACAUACGACAGGUCAUGUGGGAGAGGAUAUUUCUUCGCUUCUUCGGGGAUCAUCAGGACCCCGGGGGCACCUAACCACCUGUACCCAAGCGGCACUGACUGCGAGUAUAACAUUGACGUGGGCGGAGUUAUUGGCACUCGUAAAACUGUUGCUUUGAGAUUCGAUUUUUUCGAACUUGAAAAGUGUGGUGGUUGCUCGUGUGACUCUCUCACCAUCAACUCUGAGGAAACCAGUGGAGUUAGAAUGUGUGAUAAUUACUUGGUUAACACGUCUCGUACCUAUUACGUCCAUACAACAAGCGACAUUUUGAAACUACGGUUUACCACGGAUUCCACGGUUGUCAGAUCCGGAUUUUCGUUGAGCUAUGACGUGUUGUCGUCAGAUGUAAACGACACAUGUGACAACGAUACCUGCUACACCUGUAAUGGACCUCCCAAUUUUGACUAUUUCGGAUGCUGCUUUUGUUCAAAUGGACAACACGAAUAUACAACGUCUGGCUAUAACUAUUCCACCCCUAACGUUUACUCCAAAAGUCGACUGCUUCAGAUACUGACCAAUAUAGAACAUCACGCACAAAUCUUAGAACAGUACGCUCGUGACGUGGAAAAUGAGGCGAAUGAUGCCAAGAACAUGGUCGCCCAGAGUUUCGGCUAACAGAUCGACAAACUUGAUUAUGUCAUGUAACAAAGGUUAUAAUAUUGUUCUUUUUGUUGUUUGUUAAAAGUUUUUUCAUAUUCUUUUAUUUUUUGUAAUUUGAAAAUGGACCGCUAAUUUUGAAAAUCAAACCACUUUCACCUACUAGUGUGUCGAUAGUUUUUGAUUGUGUAUAUUCUUUAAUAUAAUACAACUUAUACUUUAUUGGUAUAGUCUAUCCUUGAAAACUGUUGAUAAGGAGUAACAUCAAGACAUUGUUACGUGUUUCUCGCCUGCUUGCUAGAUAAAGUGUAAAUCUUGCUUGAGAUAUACUGUAUAUUUUAAAUUCCGUGAAUGAUUUAUGUUCAACAUUCAUUUCAUCAUGUUUUAUCCAUUAA